Molecule: messenger RNA, 2878 nt
Organism: Nyctereutes procyonoides (raccoon dog)
Lineage: Eukaryota; Metazoa; Chordata; Mammalia; Carnivora; Canidae
Gene: PSMB10
Product: proteasome 20S subunit beta 10
Exons: 7
Coding region: 1687-2367 (226 amino acids)
Cellular component (GO): proteasome core complex
Molecular function (GO): threonine-type endopeptidase activity
Source: RefSeq, a predicted model, not a curated record
GAGACGCAGAGACAUAGGCAGAGGGAGAAGCAGGCUCCGUGCACCGGGAGCCCGAUGUGGGAUUCGAUCCUGGGUCUCCAGGAUCGCGCCCUAGGCCAAAGGCAGGCGCCAAACCGCUGCGCCACCCAGGGAUCCCGGUCUUUUUUUUUUUUUUUUAAGGCUUAUUUAUGAUGGGGCAGUGGAGGGCAAAGAUGAUCUCAAGCAGACUCCCCACUGAGCUCAGAGCCCACCGCAGGGCUCGAUCCCACAAACCAUGAGCCAAAAUCACAAGUCAGAUGCUCACCUGAGCCACCCAGGAGCCCCCCCUAGACAGGGCCUUUUGAGGGCUAAGUGGAUAUCAGAAGCACAAGAGUUUUUAGAAUCUGAGGGAGAAACAGCCCUAAUCAGAUCAUUUCUCUAAUGAUGGUGUAAUUAAGGGAACUAAGAGGUCUGAGAGAAAAGUUUAGGGAGCACCAAGGGGCUGAGUCUUGGGGGGUCAGGGAAGGCUGCCCAGAGGGGAUGGUGCCUAUUCUGAGAUCAGACGGGAUGAGAAGGGUCAUGUGGGCCGCUAUAACUUUUUUUUUUUUUUAAGAUUUUUUAAUUUAUUCAUGAUAGAGAAAGAGAGAAAGAGAGAGAGAGAGAGAGAGAGAGAGAGAGAGAGAGAGGCAGAGACACAGGAGGAGGGAGAAGCAGGUUCCAUGCCAGGAGCCUGACAUGGGACUCGAUCCCGGGACUCCAGGAUGGUGCCCUGGGCCAAAGGCAGGCACUAAAGCGCUGAGCCACCCAGGGAUCCCCUAUAACUUGGGUUUGAACCUAAGAACAAUAAUGCAGUUGCUGAGGGGGUUAACCAGAUUUUCAAUCUAGGAGACCCUUCUCUGGAAGGUAAAGCUAGCCCAAGGCGGGGACUGAGGAGCGGGAAGCUUGGGGAAGCCAGGAAAGGCAGUGCGGCAUCCAGAGGGGACUGGAUGCUCACCGAGACUACCGCGGUAGUUAGGAGAAAGCUGUCAAUAGAUAAAGGGUCAUUUGGGAAGUGAAAUAAGGCUUGGCCACAGGUAGAGCCCAGCAUGCCUCCAAGCCACAAGAUGGGCAGCCCCACAGCACCCCUCUUGUGAGAGGGAAGACAGCACCCGAGACACGGAAGGUCACCAUGUGUCACCACGUGUCACCACGGUGGAUAGAGCCUUGGUGUUUCAGAUUUCAGGGAGGAGGCGAAGGCAACAAAGAGCUGAGGGAGAGAGGGCGCCAAAGGACAACAGGCAGCCAUGCCUGAUGCUGUCGGGAGGUCAGGACUAGACACCUGGCCAGUGUGACAGCCUCAGGAUUGAGGGACUUGACGUCAGAGCUGGGAUCGGGAUCCGCAAAGCUAGGGCUCAGGCUGGAAGGCGGAGGAGCUGCUAACAUCCCCCGACCCAGGCCUGACCCAGAUGGAGCUGUCUGUCCCUCUGUACAGACUGAGGACUAGGGAGCAGGAUGGAAAGCCAGGCGAGGACACCUCCCCUUUGACAAGCUGCCUGGGACCAGAGGCAAAGGUGAAAGUGAAAGAAGAUGCAGAAAGGGGCCAGCCAAGCUCAGGAAAGGUGAAAGCGAAACCAGGAAGCCCCGGACCAGCCAGGCGGGUGCGGGACAGAGGACCCGGCUUGGGCCUUUCUUGCUCUGCGCUGGUCGCACAGAGACCCCCAACCCCUGGACCACCCUGCCCACCUGGAGAUGCUGAAGCUGGCGUUAGAGCCCCAACGGGGCUUCUCCUUCGAGAACUGCCAGAGAAACGCAUCCUUAGAACGCGUCCUCCCGGGGUUCCGGAUCCCUCAUGCACACAAGACCGGAACCACCAUCGCGGGCCUCGUGUUCCGAGAUGGAGUCAUCCUGGGCGCGGAUACGCGGGCCACUAACGACUCGGUCGUGAUGGAUAAGAACUGCGAGAAGAUCCACUUCAUCGCCCCCAAAAUCUACUGCUGUGGGGCUGGAGUAGCCGCGGACGCCGAGAUGACCACGCGGAUGGCGGCGUCCAACAUGGAGCUACACUCCCUGUCCACGGGCCGCGAGCCCCGCGUGACCACGGUCACGCGCCUUCUGCGCCAGACCCUCUUCCGGUACCGGGGCCACGUGGGCGCGUCGCUGCUGGUGGGCGGGGUAGACUUCUCGGGACCGCAGCUCUACAGCGUGCACCCCCACGGCUCCUACAGCCGGCUGCCCUUCACCGCCCUGGGUUCCGGCCAGGACGCCGCGCUGGCGGUCCUGGAGGAUCGGUUCCAGCCGAACAUGACAGUGAGCAACACCUGUCUGUCCCCCACUACGUGUUCACUGACGGGAAGCGCACGCGGGAGUUGGGACGAUCAUCAGCGCCAGAGUUUGAACUGCCUGGAGAAGUCAAAGCUCAGGACCAUGUGAAGCUGAGGGAGGAGGGAACGGCAAGUGGGGUCUGGAGUCCCGAUUCUGUUUGAGGUGGGAUGGAAGUGGAUGACAGGUGUUGCUUCAGAGGCGCCUAAGGCCCGGAAGUGAAAGAGCAGUGAGCUGGUAGUUUGGGGACCGAGACGCAUUGGUUGGGGGGGACAAUCCUGGAAGCAGAACCGUAAGUGUAAGAGAAAUUUGUGAACAUGGGGCAGUGAGACAGUCUCUGGAGAGAACGAGGCAGAGGCCAGGGCAAGGGGUCUGGGUAGGAGCAAAUGGUAAAUAGUCUGGGCUUUGAGAUGAGCAGAAACCUGUAGGCUGUAGGCUGAAGGGCGCCAGCAGGGUCCGGCAGGUCUCCCCCACACGUAUCGUCACAGCUAGAGGCUGCGCAGGAGCUGCUAGUGGAAGCCGUCACUGCUGGGAUCCUGGGUGACCUCGGCUCCGGCGGCAGUGUGGAUGCAUGUGUGAUAACGGGGACCGGCGCCAAACUUCUGAGAACGUUAAGCUCCCC